CCGGCCAUUUACAGCUUUUCAUACCCCUGUUCUUUCCCUGUCCUCUACGUGACAGGCAGAGUGACAUAUGUGUUGAUGGUCUAUACUAAGCUUGCUGAACAGAGCCAACUAACCUGCCCGCAGAGAAGAUAUUUUGCUCAGCAGAAUUUCCCACAAGCCAUUGCAGAGGGGGAGGAGGAAGUGAGUUUACAUCAGAAUGAGGUUCAUGUUUUUGACACCUGGAUGUGAAAUGUCAAAAAGAGUUCCUGAGACAGAAACUCAGAGAAGAGCAACAGGAAAAAUGGAUGAUGCUGUAAAUGCUCCCCAGGGGCUGUUGACAUUCUGGGAUGUGGCUGUGAACUUCUCCCAUGAGGAGUGGGAAUUUCUGGACCCUGCUCAGAGGGCUUUGUACAUGGAUGUGAUGUUGGAGAAUUACAGCAAUUUAGUCUAUGUAGAGAACCAUCGUAAGUGUAAGAAUGGGAAGGUCCUGGAUGGAGGCUCAAAGCAUAUUGUGCAUCAUCAUGUGACUAUCCAAGAGAAGUCUUACAACUAUAACGAGCUUGGCAAAAGUCUUUACAAAUCCUCUCAGUGUACACCUUAUAACACAAGCGAUUCUGCAGAAAACUGCAAAAACAACACAUGUAGUAACUACAGGGAUGCCUCUACUGAAUCAUCACACCAAAACAAUCAUAAGAACAUGAACACUGGAGAAAAACCCUGCAAACUUAACGACUGUGGCAAUUCUUUAAAUUUGUGUUCCAUUGUUAGUCAAAAUGAAAGAAUCCAUACUGGAAAGAAAGAACACAAAAAUUCAGAGGAUGAUAAAUCUUCUGACUCUAAAUGUAAACCCAUGCUACAGCAGAUUUAUAAUGAAAAGAAAUCACACCAAUGCAUGAGAUGUAAGAAAUGCUUCAGGACUUACUCAGGCCUCAGUAAACAUCAGAUGAGAUAUACUGGAGAGAAACCUUACAGAUGUACAGAAUGUGGUAAAUGCUUUUGUAAUUCAUCAGCUUUCAAAAGGCAUCAUUAUAGAGUCCACUCUGCAGAGAAACCUUACCAAUGUAACAAAUGUGGGAAAACCUUCUUUUGCUACUCAUACCUUAGAAAUCAUCAGAAAAUUCUGGGAGAGAGGCCUUAUGAAUGUAAGCAAUGUUGUAGUUCCUUCUGUACUUUAUCACGCCUUGAAAACCAUUACAGAACCCAUAGUGGAGAGAAAACUUACAAAUGUAGAAAAUGUGGCAAAUCUCUUCAUACCUCCAAAAGUCUUAAAAGACACCAGAGCAUUCUUGAUGAAGAGGAAGCUUAUGAACGUAAAGAAUGCAAAAAGUGCUUUUAUGGGUUGUAUCAGGUUAAAAAUCAUUACGGAACCCAUAUUGGAAAGAGUCUUUACACAUGUAAUGAUUGUGGCAAAUGCUUUAGCCAGCUGAAAUAUCUAAGAAUCCAUCAGAAAGUUCAUACAGGGGAGAAACCUUACAAAUGUAGUGAGUGUGACAAAUCCUUUGCCAAGAAAUGCAACCUUAAAACCCACCUGAGAAUUCAUACGGGAGAGAGACCUUACAAAUGUGGUGAGUGUGGUAAAACCUUUAUCCAGGUAGACCAUCUUAGAACUCAUCAUAGAAUACAUACAGGAGAGAAACUUUACAAAUGUGGUGAAUGUGACAAAUCCUUUACGAGGAAAUGCUAUCUUAGAAUCCACCAGAGAAUUCAUACAGGAGAGAGACCUUACAAAUGUGGUGAAUGUGAUAAAACCUUUAUCCAGAUAAGCCAUUUUAGAACUCAUCAAAGAAUACAUAUAGGAGAGAAACUAAAGUGUAGUGAAUGUGACAAAUCCUUUGUCAAGAAAUACAUCCUUAGAAAACACCAGAAAAUUUAUAUGGGAGAAAGCUACAACUGUGGUGUGUGUGGCAGAAUCUUUACCCACCUCUCAGGUCUUACAAGAAAUAAGAGAAUUCAUACUAGGGAGAAAACUUUCCAUAGUAAAUUAUAUGGCAUGUGCUUUAAGCAGACCUUCUCCUUAAAACCACAGUAAGGUUCCUCAAAAGAGAAUCAUUAUGAAUGUGAGAAACUCGUGACAGCCCUUACGGAAUGUUUGAUUCUUCGAAAACAUUGGAAUAUUAUUCUAAGGGAAAAUUUUGAAAAUUUGAAACUGGGCGAAAACCUGUCAUGAAGUUAUUUUGCCUGUUCAACUUCAAAAACUUCAUAAUGAAGACAAAAUGGAGAAGCCUGGAGAAUAGGUUGCUGUGUAACAGUUUCCUGAAAACUGAGAUAUUCCAUCCUGAAGAUAUUCCAUCCUAUUAUGAGAGGAAAUAGGUACCUCUAAAUUUCUUCAGGAAAUCCCUGAAAUUGUAAAGAUUCAGUAGGUAUAACUCCUUUGAAGAAACUUAGACAUUCAUGUUGCCUAGAAGAGGCUCUAACCAACUGAGCCACCAAAAAAAGACGUUGUCCAUUUUGUAGAUAUGCCUGCCGGCUUGCAGUAUGCUUCAGGUUUCUAACUUCAUGAGAUGGAUCCCAUUAAAAACUGUAUUUUCAUGAU
Messenger RNA from Onychomys torridus (southern grasshopper mouse), 2512 nucleotides. Its product is annotated as zinc finger protein 420-like. Gene Ontology annotation, molecular function: DNA-binding transcription repressor activity, RNA polymerase II-specific. Lineage: Eukaryota; Metazoa; Chordata; Mammalia; Rodentia; Cricetidae. Gene Ontology annotation, biological process: negative regulation of transcription by RNA polymerase II. The record is from RefSeq and is a predicted model, not a curated record.